Postia placenta MAD-698-R-SB12 is the source of this 1633-nucleotide messenger RNA. RefSeq lists its product as hypothetical. Gene Ontology annotation, molecular function: protein binding. Lineage: Eukaryota; Fungi; Basidiomycota; Agaricomycetes; Polyporales; Adustoporiaceae. The transcript has 4 exons. The coding region runs from base 1 to 1239 and encodes 412 amino acids. The record is from RefSeq and is a predicted model, not a curated record.
AUGGUAACGAACAUGGAGGCGCCUGAGCAUUCAGCAUAUCUAUCCUUCACAAUCUUUCUCGUAUUGCUGAAAUACAAGAUGACCAUAGUCGUAGCCUCAACUACACCCGGAACGCCGGCACUUCCUAGCAAAACGGUUGACCGGGAGUCCCGAUGUGUAGCAGAAGCUCAGGAUCCUCCAGAUUCACAUCCUAUUUUCCGACUGCCUCAGGAGCUCUGGGACGAGAUAAUCGACUACAUCGACCAUGAUCAGGCUGCAUUCUCUGCGUGUACUCUUACCUGUCGCGCAUGGGCUGCCGCCUUCCGCCCUCACCUCUUCCACCAUCUUCGCCUCACCGCCUGUAGCCUAGCCCACAUUCAACAGAUCUUGCACUCCAAUGCACAUCUCGCGAAGUACACAACACGUGUCACCAUCGACUACGAAGGUGAUCCUUCCAUGCUCUCGCAGCUGCGACAGCACACGGUGCUAGCCAAGGUCUUGUCGACCCUGCCUAACGUGACCAGGCUCAAGCUACUAUCACUGGCCGUCACACCAUCGCUGAUCGCUGCACUUUCUAUCUUGUCUCACCGCGUACGGGAGCUAAUAGUCGGUUGCCUAGUAGCGCCAUCACUGGAGGCAUAUGCGCAGUUCAUUCGCGCCUUUCCUCAUCUCCGUAAACUGUCCCUCCAGGGGGUCCUGUCACUGUUCACAGGCCGCUGGUACAUGUCUCCGACACCACUCGCUCGGCUUAUGCACCAGCUGCGCCUCACACGCAGCUGGCAAAGAGCGACAGAUAGCCUCCGUGGCAGUAAUGCCGGCGGUCGUCGCGUGGCUCUGUAUGCCGUACUGCAAAACAUUCCUCGAUCCUUAAGAUCCCUGUGCGUGGCAUCGCGGGCCUGGUCUUUCUGGGAUCCACCAGUCUCUCAGAGGUUAAAGCUCGAAGUUCUGACAUUCAUGAACGAGCACUGGCUGCCCGUGUUCCUCUUUGCCUUGAAUGUGACCCGCAUCCGCGAGAUCACCUUUCUCUUCUCCUCCCCGGUGGUGUUCGACCAGAUGGUCCGCGUCCUGUCCUCGAAGCUGUCGCUUUCAGAACUCUGGGAGCUGCAAUCCGUGGUGUUCGUGAUUGGGGUUGCGCAGCCGGACCGUGUUGAGGACUACACGGCGGAUCUCGAGCUCAUCCGGGAGAUCACGCCUCAUUUACAUGCCGCAGGGUCUUUUGUUUUGCGCGUGUGUCCCCGCGAAUCGGGAGCUCCAUUAUAAAUCUUCUGGACGAGCCAUGCGGCCGAAAUUGGAAUGUACCGGUGCGCAUCGGACUUGGGGAAUGUGUGCAUCUGGCGACGUCCUGUCCUGACCCGUGAAAUAUAUAUGGUGUUCUUGGACUCGUGGUUUCAUAGUCUUUGCACGUGGUUUCAAGAGAGCUGGUGACCGGAUAGAGUCUGACACAGUUGACCUAUCCUACAGUAGAUGCACCCGCUACUGACGACUUUUAGAUAAAGCCUAAGUCGUUACUAUUUCGUGUACAAAGUUUCGUGCUUGAGGCUUGAAGUUUGGUAAUCAUCACUUUCUCCCAGUGCCGUCGUGCAUUCUACCUAUCGUCGCGCAUUCCCUGCUCAGAUGUAAAUACACCCAGAAUCCUAACACGCCAUGAUAGUAU